Messenger RNA from Phytophthora nicotianae INRA-310, 264 nucleotides. RefSeq lists its product as hypothetical. Bases 1 to 264 code for a protein of 87 amino acids. NCBI's taxonomy places the organism in Eukaryota, Oomycota, Peronosporomycetes, Peronosporales, Peronosporaceae. The record is from RefSeq and is a predicted model, not a curated record. The transcript has 2 exons.
AUGCAUAUCAAGGAGCACGACGUAUUUCGCUUUGCUGAAGAGCUAAGCAGCAUUGACUGGAGUCACCACAACCUAGUGUUCCUAGACGAAGUUUCUUUUGAUAAUCGCGGUAUGAUUCGAAGGCGUGGCUACUCUAUUAAGGGAAGGAAACUGGCGACUUCCAGCGGAAGCCAAGAGUGUCAGAUUUGUGUUGCCAAGAUUUUGCGUAUUCUAAGUGAGGCAGCGUUCGUCUAUAUCCUGGAUCACGUUCCGUUUGGAUUCUAG